This is a messenger RNA of Hibiscus syriacus, 1163 nucleotides long. Its product is annotated as PHD finger protein ING1-like. Gene Ontology annotation, cellular component: nucleus. The transcript is spliced from 7 exons. Lineage: Eukaryota; Viridiplantae; Streptophyta; Magnoliopsida; Malvales; Malvaceae. The record is from RefSeq and is a predicted model, not a curated record. The coding region runs from base 178 to 906 and encodes 242 amino acids.
CAAGUAAUAAAUAAAAAAGAAAAGAGGUCAAUCUCAAAGGUGAAUUAAAGUAUUUUGGCUGAUGAAAGUGAGUAACCCAAUUUUAGCCGAAGGCUUUUGGUUCGUUACAGCAGUGGCGGGAACAUACCAGUGAAAUUUCCCAUCGAAAAUUCAAUUGCGAAACCCUAAAUUCCUGAAAUGUCCUUCUUCAUCGAUGAAUUUCAAGCGGAUUUAGAAGCUUUGCCCAAUAUUCUUCAGAAGAAGUAUGCGUUGAUGCGUGAUCUUGACAAAAGUUUGCAAGAAAUUGUGAGGCAAAAUGAGCAACGUUGUGAACAAGAAAUAGAAGAUAGUAAACGAGGAGUAAGGGCCGGAAACAUUACACCAGAUACUUCACUUAUUAGAUUCUCCGAUGAGGCACUCGAUGAACAAAAGCAUAGUAUUAGGAUUGCAGAUGAAAAGGUUGCCUUGGCCAUUCAGGCAUAUGAUUUGGUUGAUUCAUAUAUACAACAACUUGAUCAGUACUUGAAAAAGUCUGGCGAAGAGCUACGGCGUGUGGAAAGAGAGAAUACUGUUGCUAAUGCAACUUCCCAGAUUCCUGAUGGAACCACUAAAUCUGGAAGAUCUGAAAGCGGAAGAGAGCGUAAAAAAACACGACUGGCAACAGCAGCUGCUUCUUCUGCAGCAACAGAAGUGGCAGCAACGGCAGCAAAUCCAACCGGUAUGGAAUUAGACUUGCCAGUGGAUCCUAACGAGCCGACUUAUUGUUUGUGCAACCAAGUUAGCUAUGGCGAGAUGGUGGCAUGUGAUAACCCUGCUUGCAAGAUAGAGUGGUUCCACUUUGGCUGUGUUGGUCUGAAAGAACAGCCGAAAGGGAAAUGGUAUUGUCCGGAUUGCGCAGCACUGAGAAAUCGUCGUAAAGGAAAAUGAUAACGAUAUAUAUAUAUAUAUAUAUAUAUAUCUUGUUGGGAAGCUUGUGCUGGUGCAUUUGGAUUGCCAUGCUGCAAAAUCUAACUUUGCAUAAUCAUGUUGUUAACGUUUCCAAGCAUCUUUGUUUGCAUUUGGAACUUGUGUUCAACUAUUUAUAGCUGCUUGGGUGCUUUUGUACCAUUUUGUUUAAAAGCCUGUUGGCUGAGACCCAGGUAUAAAUGAGUUCUUUGUAUCUUUUUAAUGGAAAAAUAAAAAGA